AUGACCGCAAAAGACACAAAGUUUUCUUCGGAAAACUCUGUCCAUCCGUUAGGAUACCAAUCUUCAUUGGAGUUGGAACGGCUUCCUCUCUCGCUCCUUGGCCAUGUCAUGCCAAAGAUAUACGUCUUGAUCGCCGAGGUGUUUCCUUUGCCAGAAUCCACAGACACGGAAGCAAUUGUGAAGAGUAUGAUAGCCGGGCUAGAAGCUGCUCUUUCCAGGUUCCCUAUUCUAGUUGGGUCCAUCGAUGUGGACGCAGCCACUGGUCGCAUGUGGGUGACGAAGAAACGAGACUCGGCAGUGAAAUUACAUGUUAAGUAUAUGCUUGACGAAAGUGAAUUUCCUUCCUACGAAGAGCUUGCCGAAAAGGAUUUUCCCGCCAGUCUAAUUGCUGGACAUCAGCUUCUUCCUGAGUCGGUAACCGCGAAACAACUCCACUCACCCCUGGGAGAUAACGCCGAAGGGGGAAUCGACGUUGCGGCAUUUCAGAUCAACUUUAUUCGAGGGGGUUUCAUUCUGGGCACUGCAGUUCAUCAUGCUGUCUCCGAUGGCCCAGGGUGUGAUGGCUUCUUGGCAACGUGGGCAGAGAAUAGUGCUGCAGCAGCCAAAGGCCAGCCACUUAGUCCUCUGGAGCCUUUGGAUAGUUUUGAGCCCGCAUUGGAUGUUAAGGAUCCAACACCAGAGCGGAUGGCGGAUAUCAAGGAUGCAUACCCAGUUCUUAAGGAUGCUGGUGGUCCCAUGCCACCACCACCGGCCGACUUUAAGAUGCCUCCCCUGGUCCAGCAAAUGUGGCAUUUUCCAAAGAAGAACGCCGAAUCAUUAAAGGCACUGGCAUCUACUACUCUAGAAGAUGGCUGGAUUUCUACAUACGAUGCGGUUAUGGGUCUUAUCUGGAGCAGUGUCACUCGCGCAAAGAUCGACUUACUCAAGCCAGAUCUCAACUCCAAGGCGUUGCUAAUUAACGCUAUCAACACAAGGAAGGUAUGGAAUCCGCCACUAUCGGAAUCUUUCCUCGGCGUUGCUGCUACACCAGGUCGUUGUGAGCCGCUACCUUUGAAUGAGAUCAUCGCGGAGGAAAAUCUCUCUAAGCUUGCGGCGUCCGUUCGCUCAUCAAUACAGGAGGUGACCCCCCAGUAUCUUGAUGGCAUGUUACAAUGGAUUGCUGGUCAUGAGGACAAACGGUGGCUUGAAACUAGCAUAAAUUCCUUCCUAGGCAUGGACCUUGCGGCAUCUAGUUGGCAAGGCAUGGCUGCUUAUGAAAAACAUGAUUUCGGCUUUGGGUUACCCAGCGCACUGAGAUGGCCAAGCCCUCCAUUUGAUGGAUUCGUUUUUCUGUAUCCGAGCCGAGCUGAUAUGAAGGAUGCAAAGCCAGGUGAAGGUAUUGAAGUGUGUGUAUGCUUGGAACAGAGCUGUCACGAGAGAUUGAUGAAGGACACCGUGUUACUGCAGUACGCUCACCCAAGAGGUUAA
Molecule: messenger RNA, 1467 nt
Organism: Talaromyces marneffei
Lineage: Eukaryota; Fungi; Ascomycota; Eurotiomycetes; Eurotiales; Trichocomaceae
Exons: 2
Coding region: 1-1467 (488 amino acids)
Source: RefSeq, a predicted model, not a curated record